Molecule: messenger RNA, 2201 nt
Organism: Linum trigynum
Lineage: Eukaryota; Viridiplantae; Streptophyta; Magnoliopsida; Malpighiales; Linaceae
Source: the annotation of a GenBank genome assembly
CAUCACGAAAAGCCAACAACUCAGCAAACAACUUGUAUGAUAUGAUCAGCUUCGUUCAAAAGGGCAGAACCUCUACCAUUACCAUACUGUGUAGAUCCUGCAAAACCAAACCCACCCUCCAGUCCAAUAAGCCUGGCAUGUCAAAUAUUUUAUGAUGGAACUGCCGAUGUCACUUUUUCCGGUCUACAAUCGUUUUAAUUUGUCGUAUUACAGUUUCUUCGUUUUUGUCUGGGUAAGGGGGUUGGAUGAGAUCAUAACUUAUCUUUUACACAAUUGAAAGGCAGCUACACAAUUCUCUAGGAGAGAAACGACGCCCAGUUUGAAUUUGUUUGAUUUCAUGGCUGAUGGAUUGGUUUCAGACUUUCGGGUCUUUAAAUUUAAAAAUUCUAAAGCCAUUUCUUACGGUAAGUUUUGUUUUUUAUAUUGAUUCUGUUCAGUGGCUUCAGUAGGUGGUUAAGUUUUAAAGAAUAAUUAGAGUAAUGAUUUUGUGCUUUAAGUUAAAAUUAAAGUUUAAUAAAUUAAUUGAUGGAAACUAUAAAAAAAUAGGGUAAAGUUUAUUUCCAUCCCUGGUUCCCAAAUUCCAUCCCCAAUUAGUUUUUUUCUUCUUCUUAAUGCUAGUAAAUUCCAUUCCCAAUUCCCAAAUAUUGUUUCUUUUCAAUUGAUAUUUUUAACAUACGAACUAAUAAUUAAUGAGUCUGCAGAUUUAUCAUUUUUAUGAAUAAUUCGGCGUUUGAAAAAUAUAGACGAAUAAGGGUUUCUUUUACAACAAGAUUACAUAGCUGAUAUGUUUUGUUUUUCGUUUUUAAUCUCGAAAUGUGUGUUUAGUGAAAAAUAAGCUAGGGAAAAAGAUGCAUGCAUGAUAGAAUUUCUUGUUGAUAACUUGAUAUUGUAAUUAUAUACCUGGAACAUGAUACAUACAAAAUGUAGAUGGUAACAUUAAAAACAUUGUGUAUGGCUGAAUAAGUAUUUUCUUUGCAGUAAUAAAACUCCUUAAAAAAUUUAUUUGGCCCCCAAAAACAAAUAUGUUUCGUUCGCACACGUAUCAAAUGAAGUAUUUACUAACUAUAUUUUAUCAAUCAAUUAUGCUAGAGUUACCUACUUAAAGUUAGGUGGAAAUAAUUAAGAAUAUGAAACCUUUCUAAUCGAUAAUCAACAACUAUUUCACGCUAAUCUUACUUAAUACAAAUAAUAACUCUACAUUAACUCAUUUCACACUCUUUGUGUUUAGCUAGGAUGGUUAGGCUGGUACGUACCAAGUUUUCGGUCAUGCAUAUAAUUUUUUCACUCCGAUCGGCCGGCAAAUAUAUAUAUUCAAGUAAUUAAUGGAUAUCAGGAUGGUAAUUAGGAUGGUAGCUGGUACCUUGAUUAUCACGGCAUGGAUAUCACAGCUCGUGCUUCCGGCCAAGGAACCAGCUCGCCGCCGCCUUCAUCAGCUACCUGCUCACCACACAGCGACUUGGCUUCAUUGAUGAAGAAGGUGGGUGCAGAGUUCAUAGGAACUCUAAUCCUGAUGAUCGCCGGCAUCGGGACGGCCAUCGUCAACCAGAACAGCAAAGGUGGUUCGGCCACGCUGCAGGCGGCGGCUUCGGCGGGCCUGGCGGCGGCGAUCGUCGUCCAGUCGACGAGUCACAUCUCCGGUGCACAUCUCAAUCCGGCCAUCACCAUCGCAUUGGCCGCCUCCAGACGCUUCGCCUGGAAACAAGUGCCGUUGUAUAUCGCCACACAUGUUGCGGCAUCGAUAUCGGCGGCGAUGUUGCUGGCGGUGUUAUUUGGCCCCGUGAGAUCAGGAGCCGGAACCAACGUUCCCUCCGGAGGAAACCUACAAGCCUUCGCCUUGGAGUUUCUCAUAACCUUCAUUCUGAUGUUUGUGGUCUCCGCCGUCACUCACACCAGAACUGAACUGGGAGCGGCCACAAUUGGAGCUACCAUCAUGCUCAAUGUACUCAUUGCUGGGGGAACAACAGGAGGAUGUAUGAAUCCAGCAAGAGCUUUAGGCCCUGCUGUAGCUACUGGCAACUACAAAGGACUGUGGAUCUACCUCAUUGCACCAAUCGCUGGUGCUUUACUUGGAGCAGCAGCUUACGCUGCUGUACGAUUACGCACUAAUGGUGAUGCCACCAACGAACCUUCUUCAGCCGCCGCAAUGAGCAACGAGGGUUCAUAAUGCUCGUUGCUAGUCUGCUAUCUGCAUGAUUUUCAAU